AUGACUUCCGGUGGGGUAGCUGACCACUCGGACAAUUCCGGCCAAUUUAUACUUACCCUGGGAGAGCGUGUAAACGCGUUAGAGAUUGAACUGACUUCUCUCAAGUCAAAACUAAACGAUAAGAAUGCAGUCCGGAAGUGUGAAUGUAUCAAUCCCGUUUUGGAAAAGGAUCCGCUGGCUAAAAAUGUAAUGGACGAUACAAACCGCCACAAAAGAUUUCUCACUGUGCCAACAUCGACAGACGGAGACAAAGUUGCCUUCUAUGGCUAUGUCAGCGGAGAUGAACUCGCUUCUGGACGCCAGCAUAUCGUUGACUUCGACGUUAUUCAAACAAACAUUGGAAAUGGCUUCCAUACUCUCAGUGGAAUGUUUAUUGCUCCCCAUCCGGGUCUUUACGUCUUUACCUGGGUGAUACAAAGCACGUGGACUGGGAUAGUCUACACACAGCUGAUGAGAAAUUCCGAGGUUGUAGGAGAGGUCGUGUCCGAUAGCACCCACACUAAUGAAUUUCAUAGUGCCACUGGUAUAGUGGUUACACAGCUGAACCAGGGAGAUGAGGUUUACGUAAGACGGAAUCCUAACCAACCAUCAUCUGGUCAUAUUAUAAGUCGAGAUGGGUAUAGAUCGUCUUUUAGUGGAUGGAAGAUUUAA
Molecule: messenger RNA, 651 nt
Organism: Saccostrea echinata
Lineage: Eukaryota; Metazoa; Mollusca; Bivalvia; Ostreida; Ostreidae
Product: complement C1q subcomponent subunit A-like
Exons: 2
Coding region: 1-651 (216 amino acids)
Molecular function (GO): protein binding
Source: RefSeq, a predicted model, not a curated record